AUGGCGGGCGGCGUCCGGCGGCUGACGGCGGCCGCGCUCCUGGCCGCCUGCGUGACGGCGCUGGCGGCGGCCGACCCGGAGCAGCCCGCGGCGCCCGAGGAGCGCAGCCGGGUGCGGCCCAUGACGGCCGCCAACUGGACGCUGGUGAUGGAGGGCGAGUGGAUGCUCAAGUUUUAUGCCCCUUGGUGUCCAUCCUGCCAGCAGACUGAUUCCGAAUGGGAGAUAUUUGCAAAGAAUGGUGAACAGCUUCAGAUUAGUGUCGGGAAGGUAGAUGUCAUUCAAGAACCAGGUCUGAGUGGCCGCUUCUUUGUCACCACACUCCCAGCAUUUUUUCAUGCCAAGGAUGGAAUAUUCCGCCGAUACCGUGGCCCAGGAAUCUAUGAAGACUUACAGAAUUAUAUCUUAGAGAAGAAAUGGCAAUCAGUUGAGCCUCUGACUGGCUGGAAAUCCCCGGCUUCCUUAACGAUGUCUGGCAUGGCUGGACUUUUUAGCAUCUCUGGCCAAAUAUGGCAUCUUCACAACUAUUUCACUGUGACGCUUGGAAUUCCUGCUUGGUGUUCUUACAUCUUUUUCGUCAUAGCCACCUUGAUAUUUGGCCUUUUCAUGGGUCUGGUUUUGGUGGUUAUAUCAGAAUGUUUCUAUAUACCAUUUCCAAGGCGUCUGUCUCAACGUUCUGAGCAGAAUCGAAAGUCAGAAGAGGCUGAUAGGGCUGAACAGGCAGAAGAGGAAAAAGAUGAUUCUAAUGAAGAUGAGAACAAGGACAGCCUUGUAGAUGAUGAUGAAGAGAAAGAAGAUCUUGGCGAUGAGGAUGAAGCUGAGGAAGAAGAGGAAGAGGACAACUCAAAUACUUGUGUGGAUGAGGAAAGGGGCGAUGCCCAUGAUCAAGGACCUUUGAGAGAGACCCAGGAGGAAACAGAACUUGAGGGGACUGAAGACCUCCCUGAGCAGCCUCCAUCAGCUGGCUCAGAGGUACCAGAAGAGGCACUGAGGAAGCGCAAAAGUCCACAUGCUAAACAGGGUCUAUAAGGUUCAAUACAGGAUUCCCAUCAAAACAAACCAGAGGCAUAUUUCAACUUUAUUCUUGUCUGUAGUUUAAACCAAAUUCUUUUCUUGAAUGAGCAAGCUUCUCUUAAAAAAGAUCUCAAGUCAUGUGGUCUCUGGCAUUAAGCUUCAUAAAUAUGAAUGAGAAUGUUUCAGGAAGGACAAUGAUGAUACAGACCAUUAAACAUGGUGUUAGCUUUCUUUGUGGGGACUUUGGAGUGGCACACGUUCAUUUUUUGGGACUAGACCAUCUUUAACAAAAGAAGCAAAUCCUCUGUUUGUACAGUCGUGGGCAAGACUUGAGGCCCCAUCCAUUGCAAACAAUGUGUCCCUCAAAGUACAGUGGUGGUCUUCUCUUUUUCUGUUGAGUAUUAAUUUUUCAGACUGUUAGAAACUAUCAAACAGCUUAGUACAUGAGACACAUUUUUAGAGAUAGGUAUUGAGAAGGCCACAUGGUAUUUUAGCUUAGGGAUUAUCACAGUAUUCUAAAUCUAUGUUACGCUUUAUUUUGUACCUUGAAUUUUUCCAGUUCUCACUCUGUGGGCCUGCUGGCUUCCCACACUUUUAAGAAACUUCCUUCAUAAGAGGAACUCAAUGCAGACAGCAGCCAGCUUACCAUCAGCUGCCUUUAUUCCAACUUGAGGGUUUAGAGACAAUCAGGAACCGCAGUCCAUGAAGCUAUGUCUGCCAGGCAUCUUGAAUGAAUUGUUGUAAUCUUUGGAGAUUCAAAGGGAACUGGGCUUUUACAGAAAAUAUUUUCUCUUUUUUUUUUUUUCCCACAGUGUAGUAAUCCCCUACCCCAUCCCCCAAAUUCACUUAAUAGUAUUUCUUUUGAAGCCCAAAAUCUUGCUGGUAUAAGGGAGUCUUGUGAAAGAAACUUAAAUACUGUGUUGUUUUACUUCCACCUCAAGGGGAUCCCUGGCUCUUAAACCACUAUAAUAAUGAUCGAAAAAAUCAUUUCUGGUUUCCCUUCUGUGAUGUGCUUUUGGUGAAAGAAUUAAUGAAACUGAAUAUCUGGAAAUGAAAGAUUUUGUUUCAUUUCCUUCAUCCUUAAUCUUUUAUAGAAUGGUAUCCCUGUAAAUCUCUCAAUAUUCAAUCUAUCCAAAGUACCUAAGGGGUCCAGUUUCUUUUAAAAAAAAA
Messenger RNA from Suncus etruscus (white-toothed pygmy shrew), 2181 nucleotides. It is a transcript of the gene TMX4, whose product is annotated as thioredoxin related transmembrane protein 4. The record is from RefSeq and is a predicted model, not a curated record. The transcript has 8 exons. The coding region runs from base 1 to 1026 and encodes 341 amino acids. Lineage: Eukaryota; Metazoa; Chordata; Mammalia; Eulipotyphla; Soricidae.